Molecule: messenger RNA, 530 nt
Organism: Acanthoscelides obtectus
Lineage: Eukaryota; Metazoa; Arthropoda; Insecta; Coleoptera; Chrysomelidae
Source: the annotation of a GenBank genome assembly
AGUUGCUGUCUGUUUUCGGUAACGAAGCGCCACAUCAGUCGACAAUUUCCCGUUGGUAUGGAGAAUUCAAACGUGGACGGUUACUGCGAUUGGUAUACCACCAUUUGUUUGCCAAAAGUCAUCAUCGAGCUUCGAAAAAUCAACCCUGAAAGAAGAAUCAUCCGCCACCAAGACAAUGCAAGCUCGCACACAGCCCAAAAAACAAGGCAGUAUUUAACGAAAGAAAAUGUGGAAUUAUUAGACCAUCCUCCAUAUAGUCCCGAUAUAAGUCCUAACGAUUUCUUUACUUUCCCGAAAAUUAAAAACAGACUGCGUGAUCAAAGGUUCCAGUCACCAGAAGAAGCAGUUCACACAUUCAAAAAUGCCGUUUUGGAUCUGCCAGUAAACGAGUGGAAUAAGUGCUUCGAAAAUUGGUUCGAGCGCAUGCAGAUGUGUAUUAAUCUUCGUGGAAAAUACUUCGAAAAACAAUAAAGUCAUUUAAAACUAGCUACCGUGUUGUUUUAUUUCCAUAUGCAAAACCUAAACGGACA